AACAGUGACCACUGUGACGGCUGUGACGGCGGCGGUCAGGCGCUGCUUCGGCUGCUCGAGGACCCUCGGUAACGGCUCAAGACGUCAUCCCACGGCGCGGGCGCUCGGACGCUGAAAGUGGCGAGAGCGGCGCCCAGGGACACCCCGGCCGAGCGACAUGGCUGCGAGGAAUCCACCGCAGUCAACCUCCGACCGCAAUGUGACGGAGGCACCCCCGGCCGCCGCGGCCGCCGCCACCACCACCGCUAACGUGGAAAGCCGGGGUGGCGGUGGCGGCGAUUUCGACCCCUUCGCCCUGCGGGAUCUCAAGCACCCCACCAAUGAGGUGGACUCCCUGGUGCACCUCAUGAAGGGCAGCAUGGGCUCCGGCAUCCUCGGCAUGCCGAAGGCGGUCAAGAACGGCGGCCUGUGGUUCUCCCUCGCCGUCACGCCCGUCAUCGGCUUCAUCUGCACGUACUGCGUGCACAUGCUGGUCGUCUCCGCCCACGAGCUGUACCACCGGGAGAGGGUGCCGCAGCUGGACUUCUCCGAGGUGGCGGAGCUGGGCUUCAAGACGGGGCCCAAGCGGACGCGGUUCCUCUCCAAGAUAGCCAAGCACAGCGUCAACUGGCUCAUGUCCAUCAAUCUGCUGGGCACCUGCUGCAUCUACCUGGUCUUCAUCGCGUCCAACAUGAAGCAGGUGAUGGAGCACCACGGCUACAGCGAGUACGACGUGCGGCUGUACAUCGUGUGCCUGCUGCCCUUCGUGCUGCUGUUCAUCGUGGUGCGCGACCUCAAGUACCUGUCGCCCACGUCCAUGCUGGCCAACGCGCUCAUCAUCGUGGGCAUGAUCAUCUGCUUCUACUACAUGCUACGCGACGUGCCCAGCCCCUCCCAGCGCCUCGCCGUGGGCCACUACUACACCGUGCCGCUCUACUUCUCCACCGUCAUCUUCGCCCUGGAGGGCAUCGGCGUGGUGAUGCCCCUCGAGAACAACAUGCGCGACCCGAGGCGCUUCCCCGGCUGCCCCGGCGUGCUGGGCUUCGGCUUCACCGUCACCACGGUGCUGUACACCACGGUGGGCUUCUUCGGCUACCUCAAGUACGGCGAGGACACCGACGACGCCAUCACGCUCAACCUGCCCGUGGAGGAGGGGCUGGCCCAGUCCGUGAAGAUCAUGAUGUCCAUUGCCAUCUUCUUCACUUACUUCCUGCAGUUCUACGUGCCAUUCGAGAUCAUCAUGAAGGCCAUCGAGAGGCGCUGGGGGGAGCAGAGCGCGCGCAGCGAGACCAUCUACAGGAUCCUGCUGGGCAUCAUGACAGUGUGCAUCGCCGUGGCCGUGCCUCGGCUCGACGUGUUCAUGUCGCUGAUCGGCGCGCUGUGCCUGGCCUCGCUGGGCCUCAUCAUGCCGCCCGCCAUCGAGAUGGUGGUGUUCUGGGACAAGGAGGGCGGCCGGGGCCGCGGCAACUGGAAGGUGUACAAGAACAUCGCCAUCAUCUCGUUCGGCAUCUGCGCGCUCAUCCUGGGCACCGCCACCAGCCUCAUCAACUUGGUCGAGUUCUACGUCAACCCCAACGACCCAGGCUUCUAAGGAACAUUCGGGUUUCGUUUCGCAUUACGUUUAAUACACAAAUUGCAUGGCAGUGGUGGUGUUUGUAUUUAUCAAUAAAUAACAUGAGUAACAGCCCAA
Messenger RNA from Thrips palmi, 1669 nucleotides. Its product is annotated as proton-coupled amino acid transporter-like protein pathetic. The transcript is spliced from 10 exons. Lineage: Eukaryota; Metazoa; Arthropoda; Insecta; Thysanoptera; Thripidae. The record is from RefSeq and is a predicted model, not a curated record. Gene Ontology annotation, molecular function: amino acid transmembrane transporter activity. The coding region runs from base 158 to 1570 and encodes 470 amino acids. Gene Ontology annotation, cellular component: vacuolar membrane. Gene Ontology annotation, biological process: amino acid transmembrane transport.